Messenger RNA from Salvia hispanica, 1898 nucleotides. RefSeq names its product glucomannan 4-beta-mannosyltransferase 1-like. Gene Ontology annotation, cellular component: Golgi apparatus. NCBI's taxonomy places the organism in Eukaryota, Viridiplantae, Streptophyta, Magnoliopsida, Lamiales, Lamiaceae. The record is from RefSeq and is a predicted model, not a curated record. Gene Ontology annotation, molecular function: mannan synthase activity.
CUCCCACAUGAUCUGAAAACGCCAAAUAUAUUUUGUCUCUACAAGUUAACAACCCUACAUCGAUUGUAGUAAAUGCUAUCUCGUUGAUCUUCUUCAAUAAAUUAUCCAUAGACCAUAAUCAUACACUAUUAUUCCUUUUUCAUUUUGGCUACCUGUAAGUGUCCCCUGCAUUCUUGAGAAGGCAAUAAUGGAACUCAAACAAUUAUCCCAUGCUGACUGAUUGUGAACUCUCAUACCUAGAAACCAAAGGAAAACAGAGCAUCCCCUGUUUCUGGAUCUUACAAUGGCAGAGAUGAUGGGUUUUGUGAUGGAAUGGGCGGUGGGGCCGACGACGGCGGAGAGCAUGGGGCGGUUGUGGGGCACAGUCAAAGCUACAUUCUUGGCUCGGGGCGUGCGAUUGGGUCUGUUUAUUUGCUUGAUAAUGUCGACGAUGCUGUUCGUGGAGUGGCUUUACAUUGGGUUUGUUGUUGCAUAUGUCAAGCUGUAUAAGAAGAAGCCCGAAAAGAGGUACAAAUGGGAGGCCAUUCGGGCCGACCCAGAAACUGGAAAUGCUGCUUUUCCUAUGGUUCUUGUUCAAAUUCCCAUCUUCAAUGAAAAAGAGGUUUUCAAGCUUUCGAUUGGUGCAGCAUGUAAACUCACAUGGCCUGCUGAUAGGCUGCUCAUUCAAGUCAUGGAUGGCUCCACCGACACUCUCGUCAAGGAAAUGGUGGAGAAGGAAUGUGUGAGGUGGGCAAGUGAGGGCAUUAACAUUAAAUAUCAAAGUCGAAACACAAGGGAAGGCUUCAAAGCCGGAGCACUCAAAGAAGGCAUGGAGUAUGGGUAUGUUAAAGAAUGCCAGCACGUUGCCAUUUUCGACUCUGAUUUUCAGCCCGACCCUGACUUUCUCCAACGUGCCGUCCCUUUUCUCCUUCACAACCCUGAUCUUGCUCUCGUUCAAGCCCGUUGGAGGUUUGUGAAUGCAGAUGAAUGCUUACUGACUAGACUGCAAGAAAUGUCUCUGGACUAUCACUUCAUAGCUGAGCAAGAAGUCGGAUCAUCUGUCCACGAAUUCUUCGGAUUCAAUGGAAGUGGUGGAAUAUGGAGAGUGGCAGCAAUGAAAGAGGCUGGAGGGUGGGAUGACAGAACCACUGCAGAAGACAUGGAUCUCGCCAUUCGAGCUGCCCUACAAGGCUGGAAACUUCUAUAUGUAGGAAAUCUUGAGGUGAAAAGUGAGCUUCCCUCUACUCUCAAAGCGUUUCGUUCACAGCAGUAUCGUUGGUUCUGUGGCCCGAAUAACUUGUUUAGGAAAACAAUGAUGGAUAUUGCUAGGAGCAAGAAAAUCUCAGUGUGGAAGAAGAUAUAUAUGAUAUACAACUUCUUUGUGGUCAGAAAGAUAAUUGGGCAUACUUGCAUAUUCUUUUCCUACUGCAUAGUGCUUCCGUUGACGAUUCUAGUAGCCGGGGUUGAUGUUCCAAAAGGCGGCGCAGUUUUUGUGCCGUGCAUCAUCACUGCCAUCAAUGUAGCCUUGUCGACUCCAAGGUCACUCCAUCUAGUUGUGGUUUGGGUGCUGUUCGAGUGUGUGAUGUCGUUCCACCUCACCAAGGCCAUAUUCACGGGCUUGCUGGGAGCGAAGAGCGCUAAUGAGUGGCUCGUCACUCAGAAGGUCGGAGAUAGUGCAAUGAGGAAGAAGAUUGAGAGUGAAGCAAGUGCUAAUGCACCAAAGAGAUCACUCUAUCAGCUUAUCAGAAGCAGAAUUUUGUUGAGCGAGGUGGGAUUUGGGAUGUUUCUUUUCAUGAGUGGAAUAUAUGGAUUCCUAUUUAGAAAUGAUUACUACUUCAUAUAUCUAUUCAUUCAAGCCUUCAUGUAUACAGUUGUGGGAUUUGGGUUCCUUGGCAAAAUAAUUCCCAUUUAUUGAUUUA